AUGCAGGGAUCUCUGGUUCCCAGAACGCGCUGCGUCAGUUGCGGCACCGGGCAGCUGCGUCCUCCAGAGGGCACUGCAGAUACAGCAGCUGCGCUCCCCCAGCCGUCCCCGACGAGGGUCCUCCUCGGGACCUCCCUCACCAUCCCCUGCUAUUUCAUCGACCCCCUGCACCCUGUGACCACCGCCCCCUCCACCGCCCCCCUCGCCCCAAGAAUCAAGUGGAGCCGUGUUUCCAAGGAGAAGGAGGUCGUGCUGCUGGUGGCCACUGAAGGGCGCGUGCGGGUCAACAGUGCCUACCAGGAUAAGGUCUCGCUGCCCAACUACCCCGCCAUCCCCAGCGACGCCACCUUGGAAAUCCAGAGCCUGCGCUCCAAUGACUCGGGGGUCUACCGCUGCGAGGUGAUGCACGGCAUCGAGGACAGCGAGGCUACCAUGGAGGUCGUGGUGAAAGGCGUCGUGUUCCAUUACAGAGCCAUCUCCACGCGCUACACCCUUGACUUCGACAGGGCGCAGCGGGCCUGCCUGCAGAACAGUGCCAUCAUCGCCACGCCUGAGCAGCUGCAGGCCGCCUAUGAAGAUGGCUUCCACCAGUGCGACGCCGGCUGGCUGGCCGAUCAGACUGUCAGAUAUCCCAUCCACACUCCCCGGGAAGGCUGCUAUGGAGACAAGGAUGAGUUUCCUGGCGUGAGGACAUACGGCAUCCGAGACACCAACGAGACCUAUGACGUGUACUGCUUCGCUGAGGAGAUGGAGGGUGAAGUCUUUUAUGCAACAUCUCCAGAGAAGUUCACCUUCCAGGAGGCAGCCAAUGAGUGCCGGCGGCUGGGUGCCCGGCUGGCCACCACGGGCCAGCUCUACCUGGCCUGGCAGAGCGGCAUGGACAUGUGCAGCGCUGGCUGGCUAGCCGACCGCAGCGUACGCUACCCCAUCUCCAAGGCCCGUCCCAACUGUGGGGGCAACCUCCUGGGCGUGAGGACUGUCUACCUGCAUGCCAACCAGACGGGCUACCCCGACCCCUCAUCCCGCUAUGACGCCAUCUGCUACACAGGUGAAGACUUUGUGGACAUCCCAGAAAACUUCUUUGGAGUAGGGGGCGAGGAGGAAAUCACCAUCCAGACGGUGACCUGGCCUGACGUGGAGCUGCCAUUGCCUGGAAACAUCACCGAGGGUGAAGCCCGAGGCAACGUGAUCCUUACUGCAAAGCCCAUCUUCGAAGUCUCUCCCAGUCCUCUGGAGCCCGAGGGGCCCUUCACGUUUGCCCCUGAAAUAGGGGCCACCGCCUUUCCUGAGAUUGAGAAUGAGACUGCAGAGGCCAGCAGGCCCUGGGCCUUUCCCACGCCUGGCCUGGGCCCUGCCACGGCCUUCACCAGUGAGGAUCUCGUCGUGCAGGUGACCGCUGUCCCGGGUGCAACCGAGGUCCCUGGGCAGCCGCAUUUGCCAGGGGGAGUCGUGUUCCACUACCGCCCGGGACCCACCCGCUACUCGCUGACCUUCGAGGAGGCGCAGCAGGCCUGUCUGCGCACCGGGGCGGUCAUUGCCUCGCCAGAGCAGCUGCAGGCCGCCUACGAAGCUGGCUAUGAGCAGUGUGACGCCGGCUGGCUACGGGACCAGACCGUCAGAUACCCCAUUGUGAGCCCACGGACCCCAUGCGUGGGUGACAAGAACAGCAGCCCAGGAGUCAGGACCUAUGGCGUGCGCCCAUCAACAGAGACCUACGAUGUCUACUGCUAUGUGGACAGACUUGAGGGGGAGGUGUUCUUUGCCACACGCCUUGAGCAGUUCACCUUCCAGGAAGCACUGGAGUUCUGUGAAUCUCACAAUGCCACGCUGGCCACCACGGGCCAGCUUUACGCCGCCUGGAGCCUCGGCCUGGACAAGUGCUAUGCUGGCUGGCUGGCCGACGGCAGCCUCCGCUACCCCAUCGUCACCCCAAGGCCUGCCUGCGGCGGGGACAAGCCAGGCGUGAGAACCGUCUACCUCUACCCUAACCAGACGGGCCUCCCGGACCCGCUGUCCCGGCACCAUGCCUUUUGCUUCCGAGGCGUUUCAGCAGCUCCUUCUCCAGGAGAAGAAGAGGGUGGCACACCCACAUCACCCUCUGGUGUGGAGGACUGGAUCGCGACCCAAGUGGUGCCUGGUGUGGCUGUCCCCGUGGGGGAGGAGACAACCGCUGUACCCUCAGGCAGGACUACUGCAGUCCCAGAGUUCACCACUGAGCCAGAAAACCAGACAGAAUGGGAACCCGCCUACACCCCAGUGGGCACAUCCCCGCUGCCAGGGAUCCUUCCGACUUGGCCUCCCACUGGCCCAGCAACAGAGAAAAGCACAGAAGUCCCUUCUGCAACUGAAGUGCCCUCAGCCUCGGAGGAACCAUCCCCCUCAGAGGAGCCAUUCCCCUCGGUGGAACUAUUCCCCUCAGUGGGGCCAUCCCCUUCGGCGGAGCCGUCCCCCACAGUAGAACCAUUCCCCUCAGUGGAACCAUUCCCCUCAGUGGGGCCAUCCCCUUCGGCGGAGCCGUCCCCCACAGUAGAACCAUUCCCCUCAGUGGAACCAUUCCCCUCCCAGGAACCAUCUCCCUCAGAGAAGCCAUCAGCCUCAGAAGAGCCAUACACACCUUCACCCGCGGUGCCCAGCUGGACUGAGCUGCCAAGCUCUGGGGAAGAAUCUGGGGCCCCUGAAGUCAGUGGUGACUUCACAGGCAGUGGAGAUGCUUCAGGACACCUUGACUUCAGUGGGCAGCUGUCAGGGGACAGGGCAAGUGGACUGCCCUCUGGAGAUCUUGACUCCAGUGGUCUUACUUCCACAGUGGGCUCAGGCCUGCCUGUGGAAAGUGGACUGGCCUCAGGGGAUGGUGAGAGAAUUGAAUGGUCCAGCACACCUACCGUUGGUGAACUGCCCUCUGGAGGUGAGAUCCUAGAGGGCUCUGCCUCUGGAGUUGGGGACCUCAGUGGACUUCCUUCUGGAGAAGUUCUAGAGACUUCUGCCUCUGGAGUAGGAGAUCUCAGUGGACUUCCUUCUGGAGAAGUUCUAGAGACUUUUGCCUCCGGAGUAGGAGACCUCAGUGGACUUCCUUCUGGAGAAGUUCUAGAGACUUCUGCCUCUGGAGUAGAAGACCUCAGUGGACUUCCUUCUGGAGAAGUUCUAGAGACUUCUGCCACUGGCGUAGAAGACCUCAGCAGACUUCCUUCUGGAAGAGGAGGUCUAGAGAUUUCUGCCUCUGGAGUAGGGGACCUUAGUGGACUUUCUUCUGCAGGAGAAGUUCUAGAGACUACUGUCUCUGGAGUAGAGGACAUCAGUGGACUUCCUUCUGGAGAAGUUCUAGAGACUUCUACCUCUGGAGUAGGAGACCUCAGUGGACUUCCCUCUGGAGAGAUUCUAGAGACUUCUACCUCUGGAAUAGGGGACCUCAGUGGACUUCCUUCUGGAGGAGAAGCUCUAGAGACUUCUGCCUCUGGAGUAGAGGACGUCAGUGGGCUUCCUUCUGGAGAAGCUAUAGAGACUUCUGCCUCGGGAGUAGAGGAUGUCAGUGAACUUCCUUCAGGAGAAGGUCUAGAGACCUCUGCUUCUGGGGUAGAGGACCUCAGCAGGCUCCCUUCUGGAGAAGAAGUUCUAGAGACUUCUGCCUCUGGAGUAGGGGACCUCAGUGGACUUCCUUCUGGAGAAGUUCCAGAGACUUCUGCCUCUGGAGUUGGGGACCUCAGUGGACUUCCUUCUGGAGGAGAAGGUCUAGAGAUCUCUGCUUCUGGAGUAGGGACUGACCUCAGUGGACUUCCUUCUGGAAGGGAGGGUCUAGAGACUUCAGCUUCUGGAGCUGAGGACCUCAGUGGAUUGCCUUCUGGCAAAGAAGACUUGGUGGGUUCAGCUUCUGGAGACUUGGACUUGGGUAAACUGCCUUCUGGAACUCUAGGAAGUGGGCAAGCUCCAGAAACAAGUGGCCUUCCCUCUGGAUUUAGUGGCGAGUAUUCUGGGGUGGAUGUUGGAAGUGGCCCAUCCACUGGCCUGCCUGACUUUAGUGGACUUCCAUCUGGAUUCCCAACUGUCUCCCUAGUGGAUUCUACAUUGGUAGAAGUGGUCACAGCCUCCACUGGGAGUGAACUGGAAGGGAGGGGAACCAUUGGCAUCAGUGGCGCAGGAGAAGUGUCUGGGCUGCCUUUCAGUGAGCUGGACAUUAGUGGGGGAGCUAGUGGACUCCCUUCGGGAACUGAACUCAGUGGCCAAGCAUCUGGGUCUCCUGACGUCAGUGGGGAAACAUCUGGACUCUUUGGUGUCAGUGGACAGCCCUCAGGGUUUCCUGACAUCAGUGGGGGAACAUCUGGGGUUUUUGAGGUUAGUGGGCAGCCAUCAGGGUUUCCUGACACUAGUGGGGAAACAUCUGGAGUGACUGAGCUUAGCGGGGUGUCCUCUGGACAGCCAGGUGUUAGUGGAGAAGCAUCUGGAGUUCUUUAUGGCACUAGUCAACCAUUUGGCAUAACCGACCUGAGUGGAGAAACAUCCGGGGUCCCUGAUCUCAGCGGGCAGCCUUCAGGGUUGCCAGAGCUCAGUGGGGCAACAUCAGGAAUCCCUGGACUGGUUUCUGGUGCCACGAGUGGCAGCGGUGAAUCUUCUGGCAUUACAUUUGUGGACACCAGUUUGGUCGAAGUGACCCCUACAACAUUUAAAGAAGAAGAAGGCUUGGGGUCUGUGGAGCUCAGUGGCCUCCCUUCCGGUGAGGGAGAUCUGUCAGGCAAAUCUGGGAUAGUGGAUGUCAGUGGACAGUUUUCUGGAACAGUCGAUUCCAGUGGGUUUACAUCCCAGACUCCAGAAUUCAGUGGCCUACCAAGUGGCAUAGCUGAGGUCAGUGGAGAACCCUCCGGAGCUGAGAGUGGGAGCAGCCUGCCCUCGGGAGCGUAUUCUGGCAGUGGACUUCCAUCUGGUUUCCCCACUGUCUCUCUUGUAGACAGAACUUUGGUGGAAUCUGUAACCCAGGCUCCAACAGCCCAAGAAGCAGGAGAAGGGCCUUCUGGCAUUAUAGAACUCAGCGGUGCCCAUUCUGGAGCACCAGACCUGUCUGGGGACCAUUCUAGAUUUCUGGACCUAAGUGGGCUGCAGUCCGGGCUGGUAGAACCCAGUGGAGAGCCACCAAGUACUCCGUAUUUUAGUGGGGAUUUUGCCAGCACCACUGAUGUAAGUGGAGAAUCCUCUGUAGCCAUGAGCACCAGUGGAGAGGCUUCGGGACUUCCAGAAGUUACUUUAAUCACUUCUGAGUUCGUGGAGGGUGUUACUGAACCAACAGUUUCUCAGGAACUUGGCCAGGGGCCCCCUGUGACACACACACCCCAGCUUUUUGAGUCCAGUAGAGAAGCCUCUGCAGCUGGGGACAUUAGUGGAGUUACCCCAGUGCUCUCUGGGUCUGGAGUAGAAGUGUCAUCUGUCCCAGAAUCUAGCAGUGAGACAUCCGCCUAUCCUGAGGCUGGGGUUGAGGCAUCUACUGCCCGUGAGGCCAGCGGAGAAGCUUCUGGGUCCCCUGAUCUGAGUGAAACCACCUCUGCAUUCCACGAAGCUGACCUCGAGAGAUCCUCUGGCCUAGGAGUGAGCGGCAGCACUUUGACUUUUCAGGAAGGUGAGGGGUCAGUUGCCCCAGAAGUGAGUGGCGAAUCCACCACCACUGAUGACGUAGGGACGGAGGCAGCAGCCUUGCCUUCGGCCACUCCCAUGGCUUCUGGAGACAGGACUGAAAUCAGCGGAGACCUGUCUGGUCACACCUCGGGGCUGGGUGUUGUCAUCAGCACCAGCCUCCCAGAGUCUGAGUGGACCCAGCAGACCCAGCGCCCUGCAGAGGCACAUCUAGAAAUUGAGUCCUCAAGCCCCCUAUACUCAGGAGAAGAGACUCAAACAGCUGAAACAGCCACCUCCCCAACAGAUGCCUCCAUCCCACCUUCUCCAGAAUGGACAGGUGAAUCAGAGUCAACUGUUGCAGCCCCCACCAGGUCCUGUGCGGAGGAGCCCUGUGGCGCUGGGACCUGCGAGGAGACAGAGGGACACGUCAUAUGCCUGUGCCCCCCUGGCUACACUGGCAAGCACUGCAACAUAGACAUUGAUGAGUGCCUCCCAAGCCCUUGUCUGAAUGGAGCCACCUGCCUGGAUGCCAUCGACUCUUUCACAUGCUUAUGCCUUCCCAGCUACGGAGGGGACCUGUGUGAGAUCGACCAGGAGGUAUGUGAGGAGGGCUGGACCAAGUACCAGAGCCACUGUUACCGCCACUUCCCGGACCGAGAGACCUGGGUGGAUGCGGAGCGCCGGUGUCGGGAGCAGCAGUCACACCUGAGCAGCAUCGUCACCCCCGAGGAGCAGGACUUUGUCAACAACAAUGCGCAAGACUACCAGUGGAUCGGCCUGAAUGACAGGACCAUUGAAGGGGACUUCCGCUGGUCAGAUGGACACCCCAUGCAAUUUGAGAACUGGCGCCCCAACCAACCUGAUAAUUUCUUUGCCGCCGGAGAGGACUGCGUGGUGAUGAUCUGGCACGAGAAGGGCGAGUGGAAUGACGUUCCCUGCAAUUACCACCUGCCCUUCACGUGUAAAAAGGGCACAGUGGCCUGCGGAGAACCCCCUGCAGUGGAGCAUGCCAGGACCUUUGGGCAGAAGAAGGACCGGUAUGAGAUCAAUUCCCUGGUGCGGUACCAGUGCACGGAGGGGUUUGUUCAACGCCACGUGCCAACUAUCCGGUGCCAGCCCAGCGGGCACUGGGAGGAGCCUCGGAUCACCUGCACAGACCCCACCACCUACAAACGCAGACUACAGAAGCGAAGCUCACGGCACCCUCGGAGGAGCCCCUCCAGCACGGCCCACUGAGAGGGGCUUCCAGAACGCACCAGGACGCUGAGCCCAGGAGCCUGCCAGGCUGACAUGGACCCACCCAGAUGGUGUCCUCUUCUUGUCGCUUUUUGUCAUAUAAGGAAUCCCAUUAAAGAAGGAAAAAAUAAAUCCCACGUUGUGUAUGCACCCACUCACCCCUCCACAUCACCAAAACCGCAUCUAAUUUGUCCGCCGAAUGCCAAAGCAAAGCAAACUUAUCGUAACUCGUGGACUAAGUUUAGAGACAUUUCUUCAAUCUCCCAUCGUGCCUUUUGAGGAACCAGUGCAGGGACAGGGGGAGAAGGGGAGGGGUUAAGUUAAAUAAAGAAGAUUAUUUUUGUUUCCUGACUUUAUCCAAGAGCAGUGCAAUCGUUGGUCAUUUCACCUCCAGGGAGAGCUAGGGAGGAGGGAGGAGGGCUCCGAAGGAGCUGGAAAGGGCAAAGGCCUGAGAGCAUGAAGAACUCGGAACCGUAGCGGAAUGUAUUGGAUGAGAAGCCAGGAAGGCUGCACCGUCUGUCUGAGGGAGAAGCCUUGGGGGAGAGGGGCGGGUUCCUGCCUCCUGCUGAAGGUGAGCUGGCAGGGGAGAGCCAUCAGAGGGACCUUCUGCCGCGUGGGGCUUGGGUUCCCUCCAAGGGUCCGUCUUCCAGUGUCCUCUCACCUGGGUCUGCCACCCCAGCAGGUGGAAACUUGGCAGGGCUGCUGGGGGCACUUCCUUCCCAGUGGGGGUGCCGCCCAACCUUCUCCCCUCCCCACCCCUCACCCCCGGGACCGUGCAGGCACCAGGGUUCCGUGCACCUAUUUAUAUUUUUGAAAACCGAAGAUUAUGAUAUUAUAAUAAUAAUAAAGACAUUGGAAGAGA
Messenger RNA from Sapajus apella (tufted capuchin), 7693 nucleotides. It is a transcript of the gene ACAN, whose product is annotated as aggrecan. Gene Ontology annotation, biological process: cell adhesion. The record is from RefSeq and is a predicted model, not a curated record. NCBI's taxonomy places the organism in Eukaryota, Metazoa, Chordata, Mammalia, Primates, Cebidae. The transcript is spliced from 18 exons. Gene Ontology annotation, molecular function: calcium ion binding; hyaluronic acid binding. Bases 1 to 6831 code for a protein of 2276 amino acids.